Spizellomyces punctatus DAOM BR117 is the source of this 3724-nucleotide messenger RNA. RefSeq lists its product as uncharacterized. The transcript has 6 exons. Lineage: Eukaryota; Fungi; Chytridiomycota; Chytridiomycetes; Spizellomycetales; Spizellomycetaceae. Gene Ontology annotation, biological process: carbohydrate metabolic process. Gene Ontology annotation, molecular function: hexosyltransferase activity; UDP-glycosyltransferase activity. The record is from RefSeq and is a predicted model, not a curated record. Bases 5 to 3535 code for a protein of 1176 amino acids.
CGCGAUGGAGCUGGAAGAAGACAACGGUUCAUCUCCUCGGGGCGUCCCCGAGUCGAUUGAACGUGUCGAACUGCUGGAGGUUCCGCCAAAAGUAUUUGAAAGCCCGCUGCGACGAUCUGCAGAGAUCAAAAUGCGCCAAGUCUUCAUCGGGCUGUGUCCAGUGGAAAGUCAAGGAUGGCUCCCAUAUGUUUAUAAGAAAACCCGACGGCCCUAUGUUUUGGUCGCUUGGGAAGAAGAGCUGACGCGAUAUGAUUAUGAACCGGAUGAAGUUGAAGUUGGCCCAGACGAAGAUUUGACGAUUGAACGCGAACCUGGCCAGUCCACUGAGGAACUGUUGAAUAGGUGGAAAAUAACCCAUUCGAAACACGACAUUGUGGAAAUGGGCCGUACCACGCGCAAUAUGUACGAUGUGAGAGCCUUUUUCGUACAAUGGAGGCGAGAGCACAGUAGUAGACCGGCAACGUAUCCAUACUGGGAACCAUAUGGGGUCCGGCUAACGAAGUUCAUCAACGAGUUGGUCGACUUUCUGGUUACAGAUGACCCGGCGUGGAGACUUCCUGUCCCAAUUCGUCAGGGAGGCCAAAAGAUAUAUGUCCCAGUAUACCAGAAUUUUGACAGCCCGCUCAAAUACGUUCGGUGGUAUCGACAGCAACGGAAGCAGAAACGGCGCGAUUCUGGCCCCCCAAAAGUUAUCGAUAUUGGCGAAGAGAAAUUAAAGCGGCCGUAUUCAGCAAAGAUACGAUAUGAUGGACGACUAGAUAUCGACAUAAGUCCGAAAUCUGCUGACAAUACCGACGAUUCCGAUGACGACGAAGAUCCCCACUCACGAUCUUCAUCUAUACCACAUCCUGCCGAAGGCACGUCAAACGGAGCGAAAACUGAAGAAGACGUAGUUGUUCCCUACAUGAACAUAUUAAUUUUGAUUGUUGGCAGUCGCGGUGACGUGCAGCCUUUUGUUGCUCUUGGAAAAGAGCUCAAAGCUUUCGGCCAUCGAGUUCGGCUGGCCACACAUGACACCUUCAAGCAGUUUGUGCGCAACGCGGGUUUAGAAUUCUUUCCGCUAGCCGGAGAUCCGGCGGAGUUGAUGGCAUAUAUGGUGAGAAAUCCGGGUCUACUUCCGGGAAUAGCCAGUAUCAUGGCUGGUGACGUUGGAAAGAAGCGUCGAAUGAUCACGGAAAUCCUAGCAUCAACUUGGGAGGCAUGCAAUGCUCCCGAUGUCGAAACCGACACUCCCUUCAUUCCUGACGCUAUCAUAUCCAACCCUGUUACAUUCGGGCACAUCCACUGCGCGGAAAGGCUCGAAAUCCCACUUCACAUGUUCUUUACCAUGCCAUGGAGCCCAACCAAGGCGUUUCCUCACCCUCUUACAAACGUAACCUACGGAAAGGCACCAAGACCAACUGUUAAUAUGUUUUCAUACUAUUUGACAGAGUUGCUCACUUGGCAAGGGUUAGGGGAUCUUAUUAAUGAUUUCAGGAUCAAAACUCUGAAGCUCCCUGCACUUUCAACGUCCGUCGCACCAAAUCUGAUCAGUGGCUUGAAGGUUCCAUUUACGUAUUGUUGGACACCGAGCUUGAUUCCAAAGCCGCCAGAUUGGGGAUCGCAUAUCGACAUCGCGGGAUUCUUUUUCCUUGAUUUGGCCACGAACUAUACACCACCAACCGAUCUUGCUGCCUUCCUAGCGGCUGGACCCCCACCAGUUUACAUUGGAUUUGGCAGCAUUGUGGUCGAUUAUCCUGACAAGUUGACUUCCCUCAUUUUUUCGGCUGUGGAAAAGGCUGGCGUCAGGGCUGUGGUUUCGAAGGGCUGGGGAGGUAUAGGGGGAGGUGCUGUGCCAGAGUCUGUUCUUUUGAUUGACAACGUCCCACACGAUUGGCUCUUCGAGCACUGUGCUGCCGUAUGCCAUCACGGCGGAGCAGGAACGACGGCUGCAGGACUUCGAGCUGGUAAACCUACCAUUAUUGUACCCUUUUUCGGCGAUCAACCGUUUUGGGGAGCUAUGGUGGCGAAUCAAGGCGUCGGCCCGUCACCUAUUCCUUUCAAGCGACUGACAGUAAGGAAACUCGUUGAAGCUCUCAACUUUACCAAGUUACCUCCAACUCGGCAACGUGCUAGCGACUUGGGAGCACGUAUGCGCGCAGAAAAUGGUGUCAAAGAAGGUGUUCGAUCAUUCCACCGACAUCUUCCUCUUAACGACAUGCGAUGCGAUAUUCAGCCCGAAGCGAUGGCUACGCUUUGGUGUCAGAAGCGCCACUUGAAAUUAUCGGCAAGCGUGGCGGAGAUCUUGAUCGCAGCCGGCAAGAUUGAGCGUAAAGAUUUGGAAAAGUACAGCACGAAAUACUGGGAUUUCAAAAAGAUUGGGCAUGACGAUCGGACCCAACAAGCUGUAGACGAGUCGCAAAUCCUCUCUGACGCGUCCAUUAGCGGUACCUUUCCAGAAUCGGGCGUUUGGAGAUGGCAUGAUGGUAAGGUGACAGAGGAUGGGCUCCCAGAUAAUCAGCUUCCCCCCGUCAAAGGUGCUGGAAAGUGCAGAGUCGCUGAGUACUCGCAUUCAUUACCAACCACUCGUCCUGGAACCGAGCAACAUUCGCGAUACAGUCCUGUGGAAAGCCUGCACAACAUAAAAGAUGCCAUACGCGGCGCAUGGGGACGUUCUGGACGAAGGUCCCCACGUCCCCAUGCCAGUCCUACAGAGUCUCCAACUGGGAAAACCCCCGUGCAAAUGCGCACCAUGCAAUGGGAUGGUACUGGAAUUCCUCGGACCGCAUCUUCCCCCGCGGCAUCCGCGACUGGUGAACUUGUAGCGCCAACCUCACCCAACAUGGUCCGCGUCUUGUCCAGUUCCUCGCCAACGUCUGAUGCUCAGCAAAGCGCUCGCAAUCAAGUGCUGCCAAUUGAUUCGAAACCACCCACGAAGCGAACUGUCCGAGUGUCACGAGUUUUGGCUGGUGAACAACCUGUGCCAAUUUCAAGCAAAAACAUCACUGUCAAGGAGGGUAAUCUCCCUCUUCGCGCAAAUAUGACCAAACCCCUCCCACCCGUUCCUUCAGCUCCCGUGAUUAGCAUCAGCGACGAAUCCAUCGAUACGUAUCCUGAAGGCCGUCGCUCCUGGGAUCAAUUGAAGCCCAUUCAGUCUAUAGCCGAAGAAGGUACCUAUGAAACUAGCCAGGAUCCCCUCGGCACGCCGAUGCAAUCGACACUGAGCGUCAGUGAACCCGAGUUGAGUAGAUCCAGGUCCCAUUCUACACCUGUUAACAGCAGAGGUGGCGAGGUUCUGGACACGAGAGCAACUGGGAUGCCCCGCUCGCGAACCAUGGCCGGCAUAAAUGGUCGAAUCGCAAGUGCUACGGCACACCCGGCGCAUGUGAAGGGGGCACUGGCGUUCCGCAUGCCGCCAUUACCUGUUGAGGAGGUUGCUGAGACACAUCAGGUAGAGGCAUCGGAAAAGCCGAAACAGAACGUGGAGACGACUGUACUGGACGGGGCGGUUGCAGUUGAGAUUAUACGGAGGUUUAAUGAGCUGUGUGGAGAGUAGAUAUGGUUAAUCUGUAACAUUGCUGGUUUAUACAAAUCUUGUAGCAUAGGUUUUGGUUGUACAUGAAUAAUAUCCAAUGCGUUUAGAGUGGUGGAACCCGUCCUCGAUGCAGGACUUUAUCGUUACACAUCAGGAUGAGGUAAUAUCAGUCUUUUUAUACAAAUAGUGACUACAAACAGACUACGGUAC